AUGCUUGCACUUGGCCACUUGAGCUAUGUCAACUUAGCACUGGAUGGCAGGAAGAAGAGCAUCCUGCUCACCUGUUUCAACAGUGUCUUCUUGCUGCCCUCACACGAGCAUUUGGAGUGCCAGAGCCGCGUCUGCUACUUGAGGACCCUGGACGCCAUGGACCGCAUGCUGAGGCUGUUCAUCAGAAAUUCUCCCCUCUCCGGCUUCACUGAGCUGCAGGACAUCUUGCAGAUUCUGCUGCUCUUUGCCAACUCCGACAGCGAAGCCAUUUGCGAGAGGGCCGUGGGGAGGGCCGCGAAGCUGACCAGCUGGCUAGCCACACGCUUCUCACCGGAGGACCACAGCGCUGAUGGAGGAUACACUGAGUGCAAUGUGCCGCUCCUGGGACAGUUGGUGGGAUGGCUCCUCCUUUGCCACACUUGCGAGAACAGGCAGAUACGAUGGGAGGCUUUGGAUGCUCUUUAUUACCUCUACCAAUUCAUCCAGAAAAACAGAAGAACAGCACCAGAAGCUAGUCAACAGCCUCAGGGGAAAGCUGAGGCCAUACCGAGGCUUCCUUUACCCACUGCCACGGACAUUGCCACGAACUUUGGAAAAUACCUCCAGCAGUCUCAGAGGACAGACGUCAUCCUCAAGGUCAUUGAAGCCCUGAGAGACUCCAACACAUACGACAAGCAGGAGGUCAGCGGUGUGCUGGACAUGGCCAUCGAAGACCCUGCCUCCUGGCUGACCGACGUGCCAGAGAUCGUGAGGUGCAUCUACAGACACGUGGAGUGCAUCAACACGGCAUCAGCCCGGCGCAGCCUGGACAGCCUCAUCCUCUGUCUGGCCAACCAGCGGCCAAGGGAGGUGGCCAGCACCCUGCUGCAGAUGUGGCCAUCAUCUGACAGCGCUGCCCUGGCCAUGUGGGAAACCAUGUUCUCCCAGAAGCAGACGAUGGAGAAUGUCCUGAGGGAGACACUUGGCGUGCUCCAGGAGCAGAAGCUGCGCGGGCUCCCGGGCUUCAUCCCAGAGGACAACUGCAUCCCUCACUUGGCGCUGCUGGCCCACCCAGAUGUUGGAGAAGACGACUCGGAGGCCCUGCGCCACCUCCAGAGGCUCUUGAAGCAUCCCAACCGAGUGACGUACUCGGUGGUGCUCAGCGCUCUCCUCCCAGCGUCAGAGACACCUGUCACGGCAAGAAAACUUCCCGUGCUGCUGCCAGGCAUCAUUCAGGGCCUGCACGUUGCCAGGGCUGACACCAAGAUGAAGGCCCUGCUUCUCAUCGGAAACGUGAUGGAUCACGUGAAGAGGAAGCAGGCCAGCUCCAUCGCUCUGCAAGUGGCUGGGGACAUCCUGCCACUGUUUAACGAUGAGUGCAGCCAGCUGCAAGAGCUCUCCAUCUGCCUCUACAACAAAGUGAUGCAGGCUGUGUUGUGGUACCACAAGAGGCAGCUGAAGAAGGUCGUGCAGAGGGGCCUGCUCCCACUCUUUUUUCACCUGAGUGACCAGACCCAGAGCGUGGCCAAGGCCUCCCUGGAAGCCCUUGUCACCGCUGCAGACUUCCUGAAGCAGGGAAAACUCAAGCACCUGGCGCAGACAGAGCAGACCUGGAAGAUCGCAGAGUACUUGCUCGUGCAGGACAAGGGAAAGGUGGAGAAAUACCUGCAGCAGAGCCUGCCGUACCUGCAGCACACUCAGGUCGCCUUGCGGGAGGCAGCCGUCAGGUUCAUCGGUCUUGCCGCGCAGCACUGCAAGGACCAGAGCGAGAUGAAGAUCCAUGAAAUCUGCAGCAUCCUCCGGCCCUUGCAGAAUGACGAGGAGGAAAGUGUUGUGUCUCUGGCCACUCAGACCAUCUUCAUCCUGACACGUCCAAGGGAGCAGCUGACAUCGAGCUGGUGCCGGCGGGCACUGUGCUGCUGCCUCUCCUAAGCCAGGGAGAGGCACAAAACCUUCAAACGCCUGCAUUCCAUUAAAAUUCCAACACCA
This is a messenger RNA of Anas platyrhynchos (mallard), 1968 nucleotides long. RefSeq names its product maestro heat-like repeat-containing protein family member 7. Lineage: Eukaryota; Metazoa; Chordata; Aves; Anseriformes; Anatidae. Gene Ontology annotation, cellular component: cytoplasm. The record is from RefSeq and is a predicted model, not a curated record.